Raphanus sativus (radish) is the source of this 2357-nucleotide messenger RNA. Its product is annotated as microtubule-associated protein 70-3. The transcript is spliced from 12 exons. Lineage: Eukaryota; Viridiplantae; Streptophyta; Magnoliopsida; Brassicales; Brassicaceae. Bases 184 to 2079 code for a protein of 631 amino acids. Gene Ontology annotation, molecular function: microtubule binding. Gene Ontology annotation, biological process: cytoskeleton organization. The record is from RefSeq and is a predicted model, not a curated record.
ACCUCUUUAAAAUCCUUCAUUCUUCUUUCCGAAAACAUAUAAACAAACAAACAAACAAACAAACUUGCCAUUUCUCUCAUUUCUGCAUCUCUAAGCUAUAUUGCAACCAAACCCAGACCCAAACCCUUUUGGAUUACGAGAAGUCUCCUUCACGAUCUCAGGGUUUUAGAUUUGGGGGAAACGAUGGAGGAAAGAGGAUAUGCGUAUGAGGUUAACAAUGGCCGGAGUGAGUUUGGGAGUUCUCGGAGAAACUCUUCGCCGCAGAGACCGUCAUUGACGAAGUCGUCGUCUGUUCGUGAAGGAGGAGGAAGCAAAGGACGGAGGUCGAUGAAGCCGAGUGCCACCGCCGACGACGAGUUCAUUACGUUACUCCAUGGCUCAGAUCCGGUGAGAAUCGAGCUCAGUAGGCUCGAGAAUGAAGUCAGAGAUAAAGAUCGGGAAUUGUCUGAAUCCCAAGCUGAGAUCAAGGCUUUGAGGUUGUCUGAACGCCAAAGAGAGAAGGCUGUUGAAGAGCUUACCGAAGAGUUGGGAAAGAUGUCGGAGAAGCUCAAACUGGCUGAGAACCUUGUCCAGAGUAAAAACCUUGAAAUCAAGAAAAUAAACGAAGAAAAAAGGGCUUCAAUGGCAGCUCAGUUUGCAGCAGAAGCCACUCUUCGAAGGGUCCACGCUGCUCAAAAGGAUGACGAUAUGCCUCCUAUUGAAGCCAUUCUUGCCCCUCUAGAGGCUGAACUCAAGUUGGCGAGACAUGAAAUUGCUAAACUUCAAGAAGAUAACAGAGCAUUGGACCGUCUAACUAAAUCAAAGGAGGCAGCUUUGCUGGAUGCCGAAAGAACUGUCGAGACUGCUCUUGCCAAGGCUUCUAUGGUUGAUGAUCUCCAGAACAAAAACCAAGAGUUAAUGAAACAGAUAGAGAUUUGUCAGGAAGAGAACAGGAUUCUGGACAGGAUGCACAGACAGAAGGUUGCAGAAGUUGAAAAGUUUACACAGACCGUGCGAGAGCUAGAAGAAGCUGUUCUUGCUGGUGGUGCAGCUGCAAAUGCAGUGAGAGAUUACCAGAGGAAAUUCCAAGAAAUGAAUGAAGAGAGGAGAGUCCUUGACCGGGAGCUGGCCCGUGCAAAGGUAAGCGCAAGCAGGGUUGCAACUGUAGUGGCGAAUGAGUGGAAAGAUGGUAGCGACAAAGUGAUGCCUGUGAAACAAUGGCUCGAAGAACGGAGAUUUCUGCAGGGAGAAAUGCAACAACUACGUGACAAACUUGCCAUAGCUGACCGAGCUGCAAAAUCAGAAGCUCAGCUGAAGGAGAAAUUUCAACUGAGGCUUAAGGUCUUAGAAGAGAGUCUAAGAGGGCCUCCAAGCGGUGGCAACAGAACGACACCUGAAGGAAGAAGUAUUAGCAACGGGCCUUCUCGGAGACAAUCACUUGGCGGAGCUGAUGUCAUACCAAAACUGACCUCAAAUGGAUUCUUCUCCAAGAGAACACCGAGUUCUCAGUUCAGAUCUUUGAGUUCCAGUGCAAGUACAGUACUGAAGCAUGCUAGAGGAACAUCCAAAUCAUUCGACGGAGGCAGCAGAUCUUUAGAUAGGAGUAAAGUGCUAACAAACGAACGUGGCUCGAAUAAGUUUCCAUUGAACCAAUCUUCUGAAGGAACCAGCAGCGGAGGCGACUCACCUAACUCAACAAAACAAGGAGAGUCAGAGAAGCCUGUAGGAGGAACGGGUAAUGAUAGUGUCCCAGGAGUCUUGCAUGAUUUGCUUCAAAAGGAGGUGAUAACUUUAAGAAAAGCUGCUCAUGAUAAAGAUCAAAGCAUAAGAGAUAAGGACGAAGCUAUUGAGAUGUUAGCUAAGAAGGUUGAGACACUAACAAAGGCGAUGGAGGUAGAGGCAAAGAAGAUGAGGAGAGAAGUAGCUGCAAUGGAGAAAGAAGUUUCAGCCAUGCGUGUGGAUAAUAAAGGACCAGAUAGUAGAACAAGACGUCUCUCUACUGCUACUACUAACUCAAGGGGAUCUUCAACAACUACUGCACAUUUACUCUCUGGAAGCAGAGGGUCAGGACGAAUGGGGAUGACAAGGAGCACGCAGUAAUCAAAAGAAGUAACUAGAAAGGAAGUCGAUUCCACGAGCUAAAUUUCAAUCUUAAAUCAGUGGUUAAUAUAUUGAAGGAUGAUAUUAAAAAGCACACAAAUGUAGAAUUGCAAUUGAGAAGGUUUGUGUGCUUCUCUAACAUAGUAAGGUUGCUAAUCUUCUUUGUGCUGGUGAUGUUUAUUUGUUUUACUUAUCUUAUAGUAUAAUACGGAAAAGAGUUAUCCUGUGUGUUUUUAACUACGCUUUUAAGCUUCUUGUGUGAUUUGUUUUAGUUGUCU